AUGACGUGGUUUAGGGCUGGAUCCGGUGUGGCAAAGCUUGCAAUCAAAAGAACCUUAUCACAAACUGGAACAUAUGCAGCAAGGAAGCAUCUUCUUCCUUCACAAACUCGACAUUUUCACACAACACUUUUCAAAUCAAAAGCACAAUCUGCACCUGUCCCAAGACCUGUCCCCCUUUCUCGCCUAACAGACAGUUUCUUAGAUGGAACUAGCAGUGUCUACCUUGAAGAGCUUCAAAGAACAUGGGAAAACGACCCACAAAGUGUCGAUGAAUCAUGGGACAAUUUCUUCAGAAACUUCGUAGGCCAAGCUUCCACAUCCCCUGGAAUAUCUGGCCAAACAAUCCAAGAAAGCAUGCGUUUGUUGCUUCUUGUUAGAGCUUACCAAGUAUAUGGCCACAUGAAAGCCAAAAUCGAUCCAUUGGGUCUUGAAAAACGCGAAAUCCCAGACGAUUUAGACCCUGCUUUCUAUGGUUUCAGUGAAGCCGAUUUAGAUCAUCGUGAAAGAUGCAACUGGUUAAGAGACAGAAUCGAAACCCCAACUCCCACUCAAUACAACAGUGAAAGACGUGAAGUCAUUCUUGAUAGACUCAUUUGGAGCACACAAUUCGAAAACUUUUUAGCCACAAAAUGGACAGCUGCCAAAAGAUUCGGACUUGAAGGAGGUGAGACUUUAAUCCCAGGUAUGAAAGAAAUGUUUGACAGGUCAGCAGAUCUUGGUGUUGAAAGCAUUGUAAUCGGAAUGUCCCACAGAGGAAGAUUAAAUGUGUUAGGAAACGUUGUUAGAAAGCCUUUACGCCAAAUCUUCAGUGAAUUUAGUGGAGGAACAAAACCUGUUGAUGAAGUUGGGCUCUACACUGGAACAGGUGAUGUGAAAUAUCACUUGGGUACUUCAUAUGAUCGCCCAACAAGAGGUGGAAAGAGGAUUCAUUUGUCUUUAGUUGCAAACCCUAGUCAUUUAGAAGCUGUUGACCCUGUUGUGGUUGGAAAAACAAGAGCAAAACAGUAUUACUCAAAUGAUGCUGAUAGAACAAAGAACAUGGGAAUCUUGAUUCAUGGAGAUGGAAGUUUUGCUGGACAAGGUGUGGUGUAUGAGACUUUACAUUUAAGUGGUCUUCCAAAUUACACGACAGGUGGAACAAUUCAUAUUGUAGUCAACAAUCAGGUUGCUUUCACUACUGAUCCACAAGCUGGAAGGUCAUCACAGUAUUGUACAGAUGUUGCUAAAGCUUUGAAUGCUCCUAUCUUUCAUGUCAAUGGUGAUGAUGUGGAAGCGGUUGUUCAUGCUUGUGAGCUUGCAGCAGAAUGGCGUCAGACAUUCCAUUCCGAUGUUGUUGUUGACAUUGUUUGUUAUCGGAGGUUUGGGCAUAAUGAGAUUGAUGAACCUUCUUUUACACAACCUAAGAUGUACAAGAUUAUUAGGAAUCAUCCUUCUUCACUAGAAAUCUACCAGAAGAAGCUUCUAGAAACUGGGCAAGCUACAAAAGAAGAUAUUGAUAGAAUACAAAGCAAGGUUACCUCGAUUCUUAAUGAGGAAUUUCUUGCCAGCAAGGAUUAUGUCCCUCAAAGAAGAGAUUGGCUUUCAGCUUAUUGGCUUGGAUUUAAAUCCCCUGAACAACUUUCACGUAUUCGUAACACUGGGGUGAAACCUGAGAUUUUGAAGAAUGUUGGAAAGGCGAUUACGACCCUUCCGGAAACUUUUAAGCCUCAUAGAGCUGUUAAGAAGAUAUUUGCAGACCGAUUUAAGAUGAUUGAAAGUGGAGAGGGUGUUGAUUGGGCAGUUGCAGAAGCUCUUGCUUUUGCAACAUUACUUGUGGAAGGAAAUCAUGUGAGAUUGAGUGGUCAAGAUGUUGAAAGAGGUACUUUUAGUCACAGACAUUCUGUUAUCCAUGAUCAAGAAACAGGGGAUAGAUACUGUCCGUUGGAUCAUGUCAUGAUGAAUCAAAACGAGGAAAUGUUUACUGUUAGCAACAGUUCUCUUUCGGAGUUUGCUGUUUUGGGAUUCGAAUUGGGAUAUUCAAUGGAAAACCCUAAUUCAUUGGUGUUAUGGGAAGCUCAAUUUGGGGAUUUUUCAAAUGGAGCUCAGGUGAUAUUUGAUCAGUUUUUGAGCAGUGGGGAGGCUAAGUGGCUGAGACAGACUGGGUUAGUUGUGUUGCUACCUCAUGGGUAUGAUGGUCAAGGCCCUGAACACUCAAGUGCAAGACUUGAGCGUUUUCUUCAGAUGAGCGAUGAUAAUCCUUUUGUUGUACCUGAAAUGGAACCAACACUCCGCAAUCAAAUCCAAACAUGCAACUGGCAAGUUGUCAAUGUCACAACUCCCGCAAACUACUUCCAUGUGUUACGUCGACAGCUGCAUAGGGAGUUCCGCAAGCCGCUUAUUGUAAUGUCCCCAAAGAAUCUACUUCGUCACAAAGAAUGCAAAUCAAAUCUAUCAGAGUUUGAUGAUGUCCAAGGUCACCCAGGUUUUGACAAACAAGGAACAAGAUUCAAGCGUCUGAUAAAAGACCAAAAUGCCCACUCGGAUCUUGAAGAGGGCAUUAGACGUUUGGUUCUUUGCUCUGGAAAGGUUUAUUAUGAACUUGAUGAAAAGAGGAAGUCAGUUGAUGCCAAAGACAUUGCAAUUUGCAGAGUUGAACAGCUUUGCCCCUUCCCAUAUGACCUCAUCCAGCGUGAACUCAACCGCUAUCCAAAUGCAGAAAUUGUGUGGUGUCAAGAGGAGCCAAUGAACAUGGGAGCCUACAAGGCACCAUUGACGAUGUCAAAUACGUCGGCCGCGCUCCCUCUGCCGCCACCGCCACUGGUUUCUACACCGUUCACGGAAGAGAACAGUCGGAACUCGUCCAAAACGCCCUCCAAUCUGAACCCAUCACCACCAACCCCACCCUAUGCUAAAACCCUAAUUCCCGGGUUUUUGUCUUUUUGUGGAGUGACGUGCGGGGGUGUUUUCUUUUUUUGAUUUUAUUUGUGCAUCGGGGGAAAAUGUUAUGUAAUAAUUACAACAAGGUGAGAUUUUUAUACGUCUCCUGCCAUGUGUUCAUGGCGUAAUCAGUUUUUUUUAAAAUUUUUUUUUAAUAUGUGUUGGUGAAUCUUGAUGAUGAUAUCUGAAAAUGAUUUAUUUUUGAAA
Molecule: messenger RNA, 3123 nt
Organism: Lactuca saligna
Lineage: Eukaryota; Viridiplantae; Streptophyta; Magnoliopsida; Asterales; Asteraceae
Source: the annotation of a GenBank genome assembly